CUUCGCGCACUGCAUAGAGUACCUUAUCUUUCUCGCUUUGCGCUGCAGCACUAAAAUUGUCAUAGGACACUCCAAAAUAUAUCAUUGGCUUUAUAUUGUCCUCCACCACUGCAGCAUGCUCUGCCGCCUGAAUCUUUGGCAUGGACAGUGGCCUCAGCAAGGAGGAAAAAAAUUAUCUCCUUGCUGAAAACAGUCAGUGGCAUGCGGGUGACGGUCAUGAACCUCCUGCUACACAGGAACCCCAGAACAGCCCCUUGCAUUGGCAGAAACCUUGCUUGACCUAAAUUUAAAUGUCAAGUUGGGGUUCUGAUAUGAAAGUCUGUUUCAAAAUCAUCAUGGAUCAACCCGUAUUGCAGUCCAAAGAUCGCAAUGUUCGCUUCUUGCCUUCCAUGAUACGCACCGAGUUAAUAGCGCCCUGCAGCAAUAUUUAAGAUGUCGGACAGAGGUUCUCAUCGCCGUCCCCCGUUCCUACCUUCAGGAUGCACUUCGCAGACUUUGUCCAAAUUCGUAUGAGUGCGACUUCUCUGCUCCUCUUCACUAUAUUCGGUCAGACUGUGAUCAUGGGUUUUGCAUGGGGCUUCACUGGAGCAAUCUUGUACACAGGGGUUCUCGCACUACCUGAUAAUGCCGUUCAUUUGAUCGUAGAGCAUCCGACCGUGUUGACCUUGAUAGUUACGUUGAUCUCAACUGCCUUGUCGAUCACUACUUCGAUGUUCUUCACAUUUGCCCUCAAAGAAGCCCUUCGGCACCACCUUUCUGGGCUAUCAAUUACACUGUUCAAGCUUCGUACUGCAAUAGCGCUGAGCAGGACGACCUGGGUACUGCGAUGGAGAUUUCUAAAGCUGUCGCUCCUCACGUUGGUGGUCUAUGCGAUGGUCACAUUUCUAAGCACGAGUUGGAACACUUUCCUCUUACCCACCCUUGUUCAAUGGCCUGUGGAGACGUUCGGAACGGAACUGGACUUGGGAUCUGUUGCAUUUUUAAAUCAGUUGAGUAGAGAUCUUCAUACCUACAACUCCACUGCGAACUCCGUACAAGCAUCUGCGUUUGAAACCAUCAGUGUCUUGGCUCUCCUCAGUGGUAUUGCUGCGGUCAGCGUUCAAGGAGGUGUGGAAACGAGUAGUAUGUUCAACUUCAACGGAGUUUCAUACAAUCAGUCAACUGGUGGAGUUCUCCCCGCGAUAGAGGAGUACUCUGGAUCAUCAACCCAGUCGGGCUCUGCCGUCGGCCUAGCGUUCAUUGGUGGACAGGUACCAGUUAAUACCAGUUUUAACUGGGGACACCUCAGACGCGAUGCAGGCACUCAAGGCAUUGCGAAGAACUACACUGUGACACAGCAGGGUCUCACGGCAAAUGUUACAUGUCAGCCGAUCGACCGCAGCCAGAAUACGUUUUCACUCACCCCAUACCCGGUGCCAGGACCUAAGGGCUCGAAUAUCUCGUUCAUCACGUGGGUCGCCGUUGCGAAUUGUUCAGGAAACUUAAAUUCAAUAACCUUCUUCACCGUUGGCAACGCGAACGGUCAGGUAGACAAUGCAACAGUGGGACUUCUCCCCACUGUUGUAUGUCCCAGCCCACAGAACUCGACGGCAUUCAACCCAUAUAAGUUUGAUAUCUUCAUGUCUGGCUUGUACAAGUACAGCUUUUUGCCAACGAUUGUUUGCGAGGUCGUUCCCUACCUGACCACUGUCAACGUCACUUAUAAUGGAGGCAUCAUAUCUGUCGAUCGGAAUGGCGCAUCUUCCAGUUCGACAAGCAGUUCGGAUUUACCUGUAUCUCAGUCUAUCGUGAAUAUAAUGAAUUAUCAAGCGUUGAUAAACCAAGCCAUAAGCACGAAUACAAUUGGUGACUUCUUAACCGCGUAUGGUUCGAGCAAUGUAUCCGUGAUGUACAACGAACUUGAAAAUUACUGGCGUGGUAUUACGGAGUUCUCCUCUACUCAACUUCGAUCCGGAUACUCUGCUUCGGGAGUCCCGUCGAAUAUGACAAGGUCGACGAGCGGCACUAUGUAUAUCACGACGUACGGCUGGCAAAGCCAAUCCUACACGUAUAUCUUUCUGCUUGUGGUGCUCACCAUGAUCUGGGGUGCCACCAUAUUGGCUGCCAGCUACAGCCUCAUGCAAGAAAAAACCACUGCCUCCGAUCCAUCUUUCGACUUUUCUGAUCCCGUUGAUCUGAUCAUUGCGGCGUCUGGCGGAAGACUUGAAUCGCAGCUUUGCGACGACGACGACGACGACGACGACGAAGACCAAGAAGACCAUAGGGAGGACAUCAUCGUUCGCUUCCAGGAUGUAACUGAUGAAAUGGGGAAGAGAAUCCGCAAGAGAUUGGUCACUGUGGUUCCGGAUUCCCCGCCACGGACGGCGACCCCUGGACAAAGCACGGGGUUCAAAGAUUUGCAAGUGCCGUUUGUGCCGUGUACAGACACCCAGCAGGACUU
Messenger RNA from Suillus fuscotomentosus, 2440 nucleotides. RefSeq lists its product as uncharacterized. The transcript has 10 exons. The record is from RefSeq and is a predicted model, not a curated record. NCBI's taxonomy places the organism in Eukaryota, Fungi, Basidiomycota, Agaricomycetes, Boletales, Suillaceae. The annotation marks the transcript as partial.